Messenger RNA from Panicum virgatum (switchgrass), 1354 nucleotides. RefSeq names its product E3 ubiquitin-protein ligase MARCHF1-like. The coding region runs from base 303 to 974 and encodes 223 amino acids. The transcript has 6 exons. Gene Ontology annotation, molecular function: zinc ion binding. NCBI's taxonomy places the organism in Eukaryota, Viridiplantae, Streptophyta, Magnoliopsida, Poales, Poaceae. The record is from RefSeq and is a predicted model, not a curated record.
GUCGAGGGUUCUUCGCAGAAAAUUCGACCGCUUUGCGCUUUCUCGGUCACCACCUCCACGUUUGGUAUUAUUCCUUCCGCCCGCCCGCUCGCUCCGGUCCCUCCCUUGGCCCUCGCUGCUGCCCACGAAAAUCCUCGAAUCCUCCGAGAGCCCCCAACCCCAAGGGCGGCAGAGGAGGCGUGAGGGGCUAGAGUCCCGUCCGUACGAUCGCCGCCCGCCGCCGGUUCGCCACCCCGUUCGCUGGCUUCUCGCGUCCGGAGCGCGGUUCCUCCUGUGAGGGCUAGAGGAAGGGAAGAACAGCAAUGGAUACGAACCAGGAGCUGGAAGAGGUGGUCCCAAAUGACUCAGACCCUCUUCUCGGAAGGGAGGGCAAGGAGGCGGAGUCAUCAUCAGUGGAGCUGUCUGCGCCACAACCAGCAACCGUGACCCCGCUGGAGAUCGAAGAUGAGGAGACCGAUGGUUCUUCUGCUGCAUGCUGCCGCAUUUGCCUUGAGGCAGAGUCUGAGAUAGGUGAUGAAUUGAUAUCACCUUGCAUGUGCAAAGGAACUCAGCAGUUUGUUCACCGUUCAUGCCUUGAUCACUGGCAUUCUGUUAAGGAAGGAUUUGCAUUUUCCCACUGCACAACGUGCAAAGCUCAAUUUCAUCUUAGGGUGGAGACUUGGGAGGACAACUCAUGGCGUAAAAUGAAGUUCCGGAUAUUUGUUGCAAGAGAUGUGCUCCUCGUAUUUCUUGCCGUACAGCUUACUAUUGCUAUUAUUGGUGCAAUUGCAUACUUUCUAGACAGGGAUGGAAGUUUCCGGAACAGUUUCAGUGAUGGUUGGGAUCGCUUCUUGUCAAAGCACCCAAUACCAUUCUACUAUUGCAUAGGAAUACGUGGUGGAAGACCUGUGGUGGAAGACCUUCACGGCAACUACACGGCUCCAAAGCUUGAUCCGGAACACGAGGAGCGGCUGAAGAUGAUCAAGAUCCUCUAGGGAGAGGUGCCUGCCUGAAUUCUGAAGAUGCUUCAUGGCAACCUCAUCAACAUGACAACAUGGCCCAUCCUCUUUCGUUCCAGAUCAUAGAAGGAAAAAGGCACCUUGAGUUCUAGGCUACUGUACAGAUGAAAAUCCUGCUUCAACCUGUACCGAACACCAUCAGCUGAAACAAUCCAGAGAUUCUGCUGGGCUUCACGUUUUACCCUCGGGCUAAUUCCAUCGACUACGUGUAGUGCCUGUAAUGUUUGAUGUGCAUUGUUCCUGGAUGUGAACGCCUGUACGAUUGAAGAUUCUGUUGUCUGAAUUGAUCCCCUGUGAUCUCUUUGCGUUUUGGCAUCUGAAUAAGAUCUGCUCUCGAUGCAUCUGAUGUUCAGCAA